AUGGUAGUGGAAGGCCUAACCCCCAACCAUCUGAAGAAAGCAAAGCUGAUGUUCUUCUACACCCGUUAUCCCAGCUCCAAUGUGCUGAAAACCUUCUUUCCCGAUGUCAAGUUCAAUCGCUGCAUCACCUCUCAGCUCAUCAAGUGGUUCAGUAACUUCCGGGAGUUCUACUACAUCCAGAUGGAGAAGUUUGCCCGCCAGGCCAUAGUGGACGGGGUCACCGAUGUGAAAGACAUGUCCAUCAGCAGAGACUCUGAGCUGUUCAGAGCCCUCAACAUGCACUACAACAAAGCCAAUGACUUCCAGGUUCCUGAGAGAUUCCUUGAGGUUGCUGAAAUUACUCUCCAAGAGUUUUUCAACGCCAUUUCAACUGCCAAAGAUUCUGACCCCUCUUGGAAGAAGGCAAUCUACAAGGUCAUCUGUAAACUGGACAGUGAUGUCCCAGAUGAGUUCAAAUCAUCUACCUGCCUAUAGACAGAGCAAACAAAAGCCAUGCUCGAGGAAGGAAGGACAUUCAUUUUUGCAGUCAUACAAUGACAAUAAGUGCUAAUUUUAACACAUCUUGCCAAUGAAUUGGAUUUUAGUGAGAGAAUCAUGGAACAAAUGUAUUAUGUUGUAAAUGACAUAUUAUACACUGCAGAAUAGGAGCCUACUUACUGCACAAGCUUUUUACAGUCUCAGUCACCUUUAUAGCACUGCUCCAGCUCUCUCCUAGGAGUUUUUUAAAAGACUUAGCUGACAGCAGAUCGUAGUGUGUCUGUGUGUCUCCAUAUGGAUUCAAUUAAGACAAGAUGUAGUUGCAUGUUUGUAGAUGUACUGAUAUUUAAUGGCAGUGUUUUAAUACUGUAGGAUGCUUGCUAGGUCUGGUAGACUUACAAAAGUGAAGAAAAUGGUAUUUUCUAUACAUAUUUGACUUAUGGUUCCUAAUGGACAUGCGGUUUUGGAUGAUUGUGAGAGAAAGACAUACUGUGCUAAUUGUUUAUUUUUAUUUUGUAGCACGUGUUUUAUGUAAAUGUCAAUACGCCACAAUUAUAUUUGGAUACUCCAUAAAGUGUUUUAAGGCCAAAUGUAUUAACCUAAUAGCAUGUAAAUAUUGCAAAUGACCACAAAUAACCAAUUCUAUGAGAGAAAAUGACAUGUACAAAAAAGUACAAAGUUAUGUUUAGAUGUUUUGUGCCUAUUUCUAUAGUCUAUGGCCUAUUGUCAACUCAAUUCCAUAGACACCAUAUUUUGAGUGGUUAUUUGAUAGUCCUGUUGAUAGAAUAAAG
Coregonus clupeaformis (lake whitefish) is the source of this 1268-nucleotide messenger RNA. Its product is annotated as prospero homeobox protein 1. Gene Ontology annotation, cellular component: nucleus. Lineage: Eukaryota; Metazoa; Chordata; Actinopteri; Salmoniformes; Salmonidae. The record is from RefSeq and is a predicted model, not a curated record. The transcript has 4 exons. The coding region runs from base 1 to 474 and encodes 157 amino acids. Gene Ontology annotation, biological process: regulation of transcription by RNA polymerase II. Gene Ontology annotation, molecular function: RNA polymerase II cis-regulatory region sequence-specific DNA binding; DNA-binding transcription factor activity, RNA polymerase II-specific.